Messenger RNA from Ambispora gerdemannii, 889 nucleotides. Lineage: Eukaryota; Fungi; Glomeromycota; Glomeromycetes; Archaeosporales; Ambisporaceae. The record is from the annotation of a GenBank genome assembly.
AUGUCAUGUUCUCGUCUAAAUGCGAAUACAGUUCAUAGUCAAAAUGGAUUAUCGUCCGUUACGAAUUCGAUUUUGCUCAUAAAAGACAUACAAAUCAGUGGAUUACAGAAUAAAAGCAAAAAUUUAUCGUUUAGCUCAAGUCCUAGAGCAAAGUUGGUAUUUAGUAUAGAUAACAUAACGACGGAAACUAAAUCGCAAGGGACUGUUUGGUCUGAACACUUGACCUUUGAAUUAUCACCUCCGAUAAAAGACAAUCUGCAUGUAAAAUGCUACGAUAUGAGUAAAAAAGGUGAUGAUGGAUUAUUUGGGGAAGCUGAAAUAAAAUUAAGUUCUUACAAAGGUCAAAAAGAAAAAGUGAGCACAGAAUUGUUUAAACAUCGAGGCUAUGUCGGAAAAAUAUAUUUCUAUAUUUAUUUUCUCUCUGGGAAUCCACCAAAAGAUGCUGACCUAAACUUGCACGACGAAUCUCUGUUAAAUGACAAAAUAAGAGGUGUAUUAUUAUUGAAAAACAUUACUUGCAAAGGAAUGAGCAGAAAAGGAUAUUUGGAAUUCUCUCUCAAUAACAGGUCUAAAUUGCAUACGACCAAGGAUUACUGGAAGAUGUCGUCAGAGACUUGUGAAUAUGAUGUAUCAUUUGAUUUGAUCAAGAAAGAGAUAAGGUUAUGCAUUCAAUGUCGAUACGGUUUACUAUUCACCGGUUUUUCAAAAACAAAACUUGAAAUCAAGUCUACUGAUACUGAAACUUGGAAAACAUUGAUUCAAACAGGAACAAUUAAAUCUGGCGAUCUGCCAUUUGUAGAAAACGGCUUUGAAGAUGGCUAUACGAGUUUUAUAGUAUCUUUUCAUUCCUUAACUACUUUUGAAGAGAUCAACAAAAAAUGUCCACAAG